CCGUGAACAGUCCAAUGCUGCAGAUUUGUCAUUUGAAAUUCUGCAAUUACGAGACUAAAAGUUGCUGUUGAAGUCGUCUUUGCAAUGUGGUUAACGUCCAAGCCAAGGUCAGAAUAUUAUUAUCUAAGUAUUUGCAGGUUAUUCUAGGCGCUGGACUACCUCUAAAUUAGCCUACCCAAUCCACAUUCAUCGUUCAGGGAAAAAAAGGCAAAUGAUGUUGACCUAGCUAUAGUCGUUGCGAUAUCCUCUUAGCAGGACGUAUUUGUAGUGGGGAGCAGCCUGCCCAACCCUUUCUCAGUGCGGGGACUUGAGGAGAGAAGCGCUGUACACACCGCUCCUCCGACAGUGCGCAGCCUAUAUUCAGUCCCAACAGAGACACCUUCAACCAGGUCCCGGACUCUACCCUAGGACUCUACACUAGGACUCUACCCUAGGACUCUACCCUUGGCUACCGCUGAGGCCGUUCUAACAGGACAUGCCUCGAAGAGCGAAUCAUUAGAAUAUAGGAACAACGAGUCCAAUAUCUUGCCAAGGAAUAGGUUGACAUCACAUGUGAAUGAUUUGAAGAGGCAGAGGUGAAUAAACAAACGGAGCAGAUAAAGAUGUAAACAUGACCGUGUCCUGUCUCCAUCGCCACCACCACAUACGUUUUGCUUCCCCUUCAUUUUCUGCACAGACGCAGAAUGCGUGGAAUUAUUGAUUAAAAGGGAAGAGGAAUCCAAUGUGGACGGGAGGAGAGGAGGCACUCGCAACACUGACAGUCACAUCAAUUUAGUAGCGGCCCUUCAGAGGAUAACCGUUUAUAUUUGAAGGACAGGAAUGAAGUCGUCUCCAGGAUAGCACUGUGAGCGAGCGCAUCCGACCGGGAGUUUGCUGGCGAUCUGCGGGACUGCUGCUCCCCGUAUUUGCGGCCAUGCUGCGGGAAGCAUCCUCCGAGCUCUUCCCGACUUGAGGGGCUUUUACCAGCCGAUUGGUAUAACAGUGCAUUCGUUAAAAUGAUUUCGUUGUCUAGAAGACGGAUAACCCCGAGUUUUUUUUGCAGCGUUUGUUUCAUCGUUUGCUAAAGAACCCUGCGCAGAGAGAGCUGAUCAUAUUUCACUUAGCUCUUUAGCUCUGACAUUUUUAUCCUAACAGAAUUCAGUGGAAAACAUUUAAUUAUUUAUAGGCUAUGUUCGGUGAAUUGCAUAACAAAAGUUUUGGGUUGUGUCCCGGGUUGAGUGUGUGUCUGUUUGUGUUUAUAGUCGGCACGCGUAGCAGCAAAUUCGCUCAAGUUUAUUAUGCGAGUUAGACAUUUUAUUCAAAUCUGAAUGCAUGUGUUGGAGGUUGUUUCCCCAACUGGUAUUGCACUCUGAACAGCUGGACAGUGCACCAUUCACUAGAGGACAGGUGUGUUGUCCAACUAGUCAGGUGGGGAACGAACCCAGAGGUCCUAUCCACUUUAAGGCCUCAAGGUUUUAAUGUUUAGUGCAAAAACAAAUAUUUUUAUGCAAGUCGGCCUUCCAUGACUGCCUGGGGAGAGCAAGUAAUUUCUUACAGCAGAUUCUAACAUCCAAACAUGGGCACCAAACAGACCAAAGGUGUUGGGGGCCAAGAGGCUGGGCCCAGCCCACAGCACGGGUGGAAACGGACCCAUACCAAGGAGAGGGGUGACAUCCUCACCUCCUUCAUGUUGAGGUCAGGGGACCGGCUGAGUCGUGGAGGGACCCCUCCGCCCUACCAGCGCCGGAUAGGCAUGAUCCAGGAGAUGAUGCUGAUGGCCAAGCAAGGCAAACAGGACAAGGCCACAGAGAUGCUGCAGACACUCCGGCAGGACUUGGGGAUGGAGUCCACGUCUCUGGAUGACGUGCUGUACCGUUACGCCAGCUUCAGGAACCUGGUGGACCCCAUCACCCACGACCUCGUCAUCAGCCUGGCCAGAUACAUCCAGUGCCCCCCCAAGACAGGCCCGGGGGAGGAUUCUCUGGGUGCCAUGGAGAAGGUGUGUCGCCAGCUGACCUAUCACCUGAGCCCACACUCACAGUGGAGACGGCAGGGCAUACUGAAGAGGAAGCCGCAGGCAUGUCUCAAGGUGAUGCUGUCGACCCCUCCCCCUAACGGGGCGCUGGACCUGUCGGGCAUCCCCCUGACGGUGCGUGACAUGGAGCGCCUGUGUGCCUACCUGCAGCGCCACGCGCCCAUCAUCUGCAGCCUGGAGCUGGGCUUCACCGAGCUCACCGACGACGCCUUCCUCCUCCUCCUGCCCACGCUGGCCGCCCUGUCCCGCCUGGAGACCCUGGCCCUCAACGGCAACCGGCUGACACGUGCCGUCCUCAAGGAGCUGACGGACAGCCUGAAAGACCCGGCCAGCUUCCCCAGUGUCACGUGGAUCGACCUGGGCAACAACGUGGACAUCUUCUCCCUGCCCCAGCCCUUCCUGGUGAGUCUGAGGAAGCGCUGCCCAAAGCAGGGCAACCUGCCCACCAUCCUGGAGUUUGGUGAGAGCCAGGCCAGCGAGCCCGAGGGGAGGGUGGGGGAUGACGAUGACAGGGAUGACACCAACAGGACAGAGAGCAUGGAUGAGCUGAGGUCGGAGGUGGAGGGGGAGAUGGACGGAGAGACGGAGAUUGAGGAGAUGAUGGAAGAGUUGCUGGACUUUGACCUGGAGGUGCAGGGGAAGGAGGACGAGAUCGAGGACAGCAUGUGGACAAUGGAGGAGCAGAGGAGGGAGGAGACACGGGGACAGGGAAUUAGGAAGAUGGUGGAGAGGGCGGAGCUAGAGGAGGAAGACACACAGAGUCAGUCCUCCCACUUGUCGUGCUCCAGCCAAUCGCAGCAUUCUUCUGGAGUGGUUGAACUGAUGAAGGAGGAAGAAGGAGAGGAGGGGACUGAUCACUUAGACCACCUGACCUGAGCAAGAACCCCGGUACACUCUGCUUGUAACUUCCCCUCCCACAUUUUGUCUAAAAUGAGAAGAGAGCAGUACCAGCAAGCAGUGAACGUUCGUAUAACGUUAGGUAACGUUCUUAGAAUGCAUAGGUAACCGGAAAUUGUUCCCUGGGUUGGACAUCUGGGGGAGGGGCUCUGUCAUCUCAACCAACUGGAAUGGUUCCAGAAUAACCAACCGAUCUGGGUGGACUGUUGGUCCACGGAUGCACAGUUUAGGGAGAUGACAAUCCAGGUUGAAAGAGGACGUUUGUGAUAACUCUCAUUGUUGUUUCAUUAUGAAUUAAGAUUAUAAUCCUCUGUAGUAAAGAGUAAUAGAUAUAUUAUAUAUCAAAUGUAGAAAACAAAUAAACAUUUUCUAACGUA
Messenger RNA from Salmo salar (Atlantic salmon), 3288 nucleotides. Its product is annotated as leucine-rich repeat-containing protein 75A. The record is from RefSeq and is a predicted model, not a curated record. Lineage: Eukaryota; Metazoa; Chordata; Actinopteri; Salmoniformes; Salmonidae.